This is a messenger RNA of Zygotorulaspora mrakii, 3456 nucleotides long. RefSeq names its product Sap185p (gene SAP185). NCBI's taxonomy places the organism in Eukaryota, Fungi, Ascomycota, Saccharomycetes, Saccharomycetales, Saccharomycetaceae. Gene Ontology annotation, cellular component: nucleus; cytosol. Gene Ontology annotation, molecular function: protein phosphatase regulator activity; protein phosphatase binding. Bases 1 to 3456 code for a protein of 1151 amino acids. The record is from RefSeq and is a predicted model, not a curated record. The transcript has a single exon.
AUGUCCGGUUCAUUUUGGAAAUUUGGACAAGAUUAUACCACGGAGUCUCCCAUCACAAAAAUUCUGAAUAGUGCCUUUAUCAAAAUCGGUGAAAAUGAAAACUCAGAUAGCAAUUACGAGGGAAAGGAUGGAGCGUAUGAUGAUCUUGGGGAACAUGAUGCAUCAGGGUCAAAUGAUCGUGAGAUCAAAAGUCAAAACCAUGCGGAUAUGAGUAAAACUGACAGAUAUAUCGAUGACGAUAACGAUGACGAUGACGAUGAGGAAUCCAAAAAUGCGAGUACGGUAGAUAAUGAUGAUACAGAAGGUGAUAGCGAUAAUAGCAAAAUGAGCAAAAGCUCAGUGGAUGAUACCUUACCAACCAACGAAGCCGAUUUUGUACAUUAUAGGCCAAAUCUGGACGUCUUGGAUGAUUUGUUAGAUGAUGAAGAACUUUACACGGAGUUAAUGUGCUCUAAUUUCAAAUUGUUGAUAUUUUUAAAAUACCCUGAAGUCCUGUCUAGACUUAUAGAUUAUGUGACGAAUGAGAAUGUCCUUGAGGAGAGUAUUGACGGACCUGUACUUCCGGAGGAGAUAAAUGACGAUGCUGAAGUAGAAGACGAAAUCAAUCCGCGAUAUGAGAAGUUACAAGAAGAGUUGAAGGGUGAGGAUGUUCAACAUGAACCAAGAGGCCAGGACAAUCAAUACGAUCAAGAGCAAGAAGAAGUCGCUAGGAGUGAUAAUACCCAGGAAGACGAAGAGUUGAAGAGUGAAGGUAUUCAAGAAGAAAAUAAUGAGGACGACAUAUCAGAGAUUUCUGAAGAAACUAGUAUUACGCUGCCACCGGAGUCUGAAGAACAAGUUGAGUCAAGAAGGGCCUGUAUGGCAGCUGAAAUACUCUCCGCAGAUGUUUGGCCUAUAUCUUCCGCUAUUAUGGAUAAUGAGGAACUUAUUUCCAAAUUAUGGUGCAUAAUGGAUCAUACAUCGCCCUUAUCCAUCGUCGCAUCAACGUAUUUCAUGAAGAUCAAUGAACGUCUAUUGGAUAUGGACAUCUCAGGAAUGAUGGAGUUCAUACUGCAACAAAUGAACGUUGUAGACAGGUUUUUGAAUCAUAUCGACAACCCCCCUUUAAUGGACUUUUUACUCAAGGUUAUCUCUACAGAUAAACCUGAUACUCCAACAGGUAUCAUUGAAGUUUUGAAGUCUCAAGAUCUGAUUCCAAAACUUUUAGAUCAUCUAAACCCCGAAUACGACACUGCUACUCAAUCCGCUGCGGGUGAUUUUUUAAAGGCAUUUGUAACCAUAAGUGCCAAUUCGAACAAUGAACUUGCUUCUGGAAUUGGUCCAAACGAACUAACAAGGCAGCUAGUUUCUCCAAAAAUGAUGGAGAAGCUCAUCAAGAUCAUGCUCAAAGGUGGUACUUCUUUGAGCAAUGGUGUCGGGAUAAUUAUAGAGUUGAUUAGAAAAAAUAAUUCAGAUUAUGAUUUUGUGCAUGUAAUGUACACCACUUUAGAGACUCAUCCUCCCAAUGAUAGAGAUCCCAUUUAUUUGGGUCAUCUUGUUAAGCUCUUUGCAAAGUAUAUGCCUCUUUUCAACGGAAUUCUGGUAAAAACAAAACUGUCACCUUUAGAGACGCCAUUUGGUAGUAUUGAACCGCUGGGAUUCGAACGAUUCAAAAUUUGUGAACUGGUGGCCGAGCUUCUGCAUUGCUCAAAUAUGACGUUAAUCAACGAAAAGAUUGGGGAAAAGGUUGUCCAUGAACGUGAUGUAGUAAGAGAAAAGAUCAUUGCAAUGGAAAUGCAAGCUAGAAAAGGACACACUGGCUAUUCUAAUACUGUGUCGACCGAAGAUGAAGAGCCUGAGGAAUUUCAGAAGCAAGACAAGACACAAGAAGAAGGUGAGGAGGUGUUCAAAAAGUUGGGUGAUCUGGACUUAUCGAACAAUCGCGCGGAAGAAGAGGAAGAAGAAAGUAAUAAUGAUGAAGCGAGUAGCGGAGAUAAUGACACUGGUAUACGUUCUGAAGACUCGUCUGAUUCGGAACCUACCGAAAAAUCUCUGCGCAACAACGCGGUAGUUGGUGAUCAAUUAAAGAUAGCAUUGCAUGAUACACAGAUUAUUUCAACUAUUCUACGCAUGUUUUUUCGCUUUGCAUGGAACAACUUUUUGCAUAAUGUUGUGUUCGAUAUUGUUCAACAAAUAUUCAAUGGCCCUGCGAAGACGGGGUAUAAUAGAUUUUUGUUGGCAGAUUUAUUAAUCGAUGCCAAUAUAACUAAAAUGAUCAUGGACGGUGAUAAAAAGUGCGCGGAUUACGAAAAGGAGACUGGCUUAAGAUUAGGCUAUAUGGGGCAUUUGACUUUGAUAGCUGAGGAGGUUGCUAAAUUUUCCGCUUAUGUCGAGGAAAUGAAAAUAACUUUUAGUGAUAGCGGAAUAUGGGAGAGUUUGAACGAGCCCAUAUGGAAGAAGUAUACAGAGACAUCUUUAGCUGAAACAAGGGAAAAAUACAACACUGUAUUGGGAGAUUUUGGGGACGAAGAGAACGACAUAAACCCGGAUGAUAUGAUCAAUGAAAAUGACUGUGAUGAGAACGAUAUCGAUCAAGAUUACGUAACUCAUGAGGGCAAAUUGAAUGGCCCUAAUUCUUAUCGCGAUUUUCUAGAGUCAGCACAUGACGACAAUGGUGACGACGAUGACAAGAGCAGCAACUUGGAGAAAUCAAGAUAUUAUGAGUAUACUAAUGGCGAUGGAACAAAAACGCGAUUACAAUUAGAUCCUUCCAUUGAUUAUGAUUUGCCGAAGGAUAAGAUACACGAGGAGCCUGUCAACGAUGAGGAUGACACGGAGGAAGAUAAUAGGUUUAGCAACUAUAUGUCACAUCAACUGGGGAGAAGUUUCGCAGGUAGCUCUAAUUAUGGAAAUGAAGAAUUUGAUAAUGAUCAGCAUGAUGAUCAGCAUGAUGAUCAGGAUGAUGUAGAAUCCCCCGGAAGUGGGCAUGAUGAGUCUUGGAUGAUGGGAUCAGGUGCUUUUCCAAUUACCGGUACUCCUAGGAGGUCACAACCGUCAAACCCUGAAAUAUAUGACAAGAAUGUGUUCCAGCACCAAUUCGAACUUAUAGGUGCGGGCGAAGAAGAUGACUAUAUGGAUCCGAAUGAUGACGGCCAGUCAUAUGCUAAACCAAAUCACCCCUUAUAUAACAACACAAUCACCCCUACAGCCUCACAUAGACCCAAUGAUCUUUUUUACAAGAAAGCUUCAGCUAAUGAUAAUGAAGACGACAUAAGCGACGACAGUGACGCUGAAUUGGAGGACGAAAUGGAACUCGUUGAAAAACAGAAUGACGUAACUGCAUCAAAAGAGGAUAAUGAUAAUGGUUAUUCUCUUUGUAGAUCUACAAGCAAAGAUAAUCUCGUUUGGGAUGAAAACGAGCAGGAUAGAUUAAUGGAAAUGAUUAAUUAUAACAGACAGCAAAAUGCAAAUAAAUAA